Messenger RNA from Salarias fasciatus (jewelled blenny), 984 nucleotides. RefSeq names its product histone H2B 1/2-like. The transcript has 2 exons. Gene Ontology annotation, cellular component: nucleosome. Gene Ontology annotation, molecular function: structural constituent of chromatin; DNA binding; protein heterodimerization activity. The record is from RefSeq and is a predicted model, not a curated record. The coding region runs from base 27 to 401 and encodes 124 amino acids. NCBI's taxonomy places the organism in Eukaryota, Metazoa, Chordata, Actinopteri, Blenniiformes, Blenniidae.
CCGCGGCUCAACACCAGGAAGUGAAAAUGCCUGAACCAGCCAAACCCGCGCCCAAGAAGGGCUCCAAGAAAGCCGUGAACAAGACCGCCGGCAAACCGGGCAGGAAGAAGAGGAGGCCCAGGAAGGAGAGCUACGCCAUCUACGUGUACAAGGUGCUGAAGCAGGUCCACCCCGACACCGGCAUCUCGUCCAAGGCCAUGAGCAUCAUGAACUCCUUCGUCAACGACAUCUUCGAGCGCAUCGCCUCGGAGGCGUCUCGCCUGGCUCACUACAACAAGCGCUCCACCAUCUCCUCCAGGGAGAUCCAGACCGCCGUGCGUCUGCUGCUGCCCGGCGAGCUGGCCAAGCACGCCGUGUCCGAGGGCACCAAGGCCGUCACCAAGUACACCAGCUCCAAGUGACCUGCUGCCGCCGCCAAGACCCAAAGGCUCUUCUAAGAGCCGCCCACUGCUCUGAAGACCAGUUCUUCCCCCGGUUCUCUGCUCCAGACCCUGUUCUCCUGUGGUUCUCUGCUCCAGACCCUGAACAGCUGCAGGUUUGACUCCUCUGUUCUGGUUCUGGUUCUCUGAACCAGAACCAGAGGGUUCUGGACUCUGGGUUCUGCCUCUCAGGUGGUUCAUCAGGAGCCUGAGCUGAAGUCUGUCUGAACUCGUCCUGCUUCCUGUUUAUCUGUCAGAGGAGGAGGGAUCAGAGGACAGAGUAUUGCCUGCAUUUCCCAGAAUGCCCCUCUCCUGAAGAGACCUGCCACCUCCUGUGGGAGGUCCUGAACUGAAAUACCACUCAUUCCUGUCUUUGUCUCGCUUUUCAUCAGCCUGGAUGUUACAAAACACACACACACACACACACACACACACACACACACACACACACACACAUUCUGACCACGUUUGAUGGAAAAUAAAAAAUAGAAACAGCAGGUUUAGGACUCUGGCCUCGCAGGUCAGGGGUCAGAGGUCAAACUGUUGAUAUAUAAAAAACAUUGAU